AGAGCGCACAGACUGACGGUAGCUGGCAGCGGAGCAUCCGAGCAUCCCAUAACCUUGCUUCCCUCAGUGUAGCGGAUUGCCGUGAUACUGAAGCACUGUCUGCAAUGUCUCCUGCACGGGCACGAGCUCUUCUCGGGCUCCUGGUCACACUCUGCACCCAGAGCCCACUACUGUCGGGUUCUAAGCCACUGCCGCCACGCAAUGUGAAGCUGACCUCGGUGGAUAAGGGGUUAAAGGUCACGUGGGAUCCACCCAGUGAGCUGGAUGGACAGCCUGUUGACAGCUACAGCAUCGGCUAUGGGAAGUCCAUGAAAUCACUGCGCUUCGUCACUGUCGACAAGGACAGACGGUCAGAGUUACUAGAGGACGUAGAGCCUGGAGUCCUGCAUUUUCUCAAGAUGAGUGCAGAGAAUAAGGAUGGGAUGAGUAAACCUGUCUACAGGGCAGAGACUCCAGGAGGUGUGUGCUUGUCUGUGUGUGUGGAUAGAGACAUGCAUGUUUCUCUAUGACUCUCUAUUUUCUUCACUGUUGUAC
This is a messenger RNA of Carassius auratus (goldfish), 534 nucleotides long. RefSeq names its product fibronectin type III domain-containing protein 1-like. Lineage: Eukaryota; Metazoa; Chordata; Actinopteri; Cypriniformes; Cyprinidae. Gene Ontology annotation, molecular function: protein binding. Bases 105 to 509 code for a protein of 134 amino acids. The transcript has 3 exons. The record is from RefSeq and is a predicted model, not a curated record.